UCAUCCCCUCCAAUCCUGCCCUGCUCUCUGCGUGGAGGAAGGGCAAGAGAGAGGGAGAAAGAGAGAGUUUUUCACCAGUAAUCUUCUCGCAGUCUGCUGGAGCUCAGGGGUGGUGGCAGAGAGAGAGAGAGAGAGAGAGAGAGAGAGAGAGACAUUACACCCAGCGCUACUGGAAUCUAAACUACCUUUCCUGACAGGGGCGGUACCAGAGCCCACAGGGUCCCAGAGAGAAGAGAGAGGAGCAGAAGGAAGAGGAGACUACAGGGUACCGCCUGCAUUGUGAGUUGUGUUUGUCGUUGGUGAGAGUGUCUUGGAUCCGUUGCCAUGGCAGCUGAGAAAGCUGAAGUGGAAGCCCUGAAAAAGGAGUGUGAUGGGCUCCGGACGAAGAUCGAGGCGGCCCGUAAGGCGGUGGCAGACAGCACCAUGCAGGGUUCUGCCGGGGGCGUGGAGGCCGUGGGCCAUCAGCUGAAGCAGAGGAAGAACCUCAAGGGACACUUGGCCAAGAUCUACGCCAUGCACUGGGCCACCGACUCACGGCAAAUGGUCAGCGCCUCCCAGGACGGCAAACUACUGGUGUGGGACACCUUCAACGGGAACAAGCUGGUGGCGGUGCCGCUGAAGUCCUCCUGGGUGAUGAGCGUGGCCUACGCGCCCUCAGGGAACCUGGUGGCGAGCGGCGGGCUGGACAACAUGUGCACCGUGUACAACAUCAAGGCCGCCUCCCCCAAGACGCUGAGGGAGCUGGACGCACACACAGGCUACCUGUCCUGCGCUCGUUUCCUUAGCGACACCGAGAUCAUCACUGCCUCCGGUGACACCACCCUGUGAGUCCGCAGCCUGACGGUGGCCUCCCUUCGGCGAGGCACUGUACUCUCAUGUCUCUGGAUUCACUCCCUCCACUCCCUCUUGUCUGAAUUGAUGAUCUUAUUCACUUAUUGUAUGUCGUACAUCCGUACGCAAUUAAAACAGUACUUAGCAUUGUGUAGCAUCUUACCCUAGCUAUGUGGUGUAUACGGGGAAUGGAUGAACCUAGUGAUGGUUAGUGCUUGGCACUUGUUCUAUGAACACCCUACUGUACCCACAGAGAUAUUUUGUUGUUUCUCUUUCUCCUGACUAAUGUACUUACUGUAAGUCGCUUUGCGUAAAAGCGUCCGCUAAAUGCCCUCAAUGUAA
Molecule: messenger RNA, 1173 nt
Organism: Gadus macrocephalus (Pacific cod)
Lineage: Eukaryota; Metazoa; Chordata; Actinopteri; Gadiformes; Gadidae
Product: guanine nucleotide-binding protein G(I)/G(S)/G(T) subunit beta-3-like
Biological process (GO): G protein-coupled receptor signaling pathway
Cellular component (GO): heterotrimeric G-protein complex; cytoplasm
Molecular function (GO): protein binding; signaling receptor complex adaptor activity
Source: RefSeq, a predicted model, not a curated record